Molecule: messenger RNA, 3508 nt
Organism: Colius striatus (speckled mousebird)
Lineage: Eukaryota; Metazoa; Chordata; Aves; Coliiformes; Coliidae
Gene: INTU
Product: inturned planar cell polarity protein
Exons: 16
Coding region: 1-2808 (935 amino acids)
Biological process (GO): vesicle-mediated transport; cilium assembly; establishment of planar polarity
Cellular component (GO): cytoplasm; cilium
Molecular function (GO): protein binding
Source: RefSeq, a predicted model, not a curated record
AUGGCGUCCGGGGGAAACGGCGGGAAGGGGUUCGGACGAGCCGAGGGGAUGGAACCAUGGAGGGAUGAAGGCGUUGAGAGUGCGGGCACCGGCAGCGAGAGCGGCUCGUGUGCCACCUCGCUGUCUGCGAGUUCCGAUGAACUAGAGCCUGAAUGGUUGGAUGGUGUGCAGAGAAACGGGGAGUUAUUUUAUUUAGAACUGAGUGAAAGUGAAGAAGAAGCUCUGCUUCAGAAGAGCUGUCCAGAAAUGCCAGCAGUGAAUCACGUCAGGUUUCGUGAAAAUGAAGCUGAAGUUAUUCAAGAGGGAUCACGAAAAGAAAGAAAGUAUGAACUGAAGAAAUUGACCAAAAUGUUAAAAAAGAAGAAUCUUUUACCAAAGUAUUCUGGUAAGAAAGGCAGUGGAAACUGUAAUGUGCACUCUACUGGUCCUACUUCCAUAUUGAAACACCAAUCCACGCAGAAAACGGGUGUCACUGUUCAGCAGAAGUACAAAGAUGUGUAUGCUUAUGUAAAUCCCAGAAAACUGUACAGUGCUGGAGAAGAUGAGCAGCAUAGACUGCUGGAAGCCUUAGUAGGGAUCGUCCAUCAGUCUUCAUGGAGCAGCAGAAGAAUGGAAAAACACAGCAGGAAGGAUAAGGUCACCAGAGGAAUCAGUGAAGAGAAGCUUAUAGUACAUAGUCUGGUGCCAGGUAGUUCUGCAAUGAAAACAGGCCAAAUCUUGAUUGGAGAUGCUCUAGUUGCUGUAAAUGAUGUUGAUGUGAAUUCUGAAAACAUAGAAAGGGUUUUGUCUUGUAUUCCAGGUCCGAUGCAGGUUAAACUUACAUUUGAAACAUCAAUAUUUGAGGCUAAAGGAACUUCUCAGCAAAAGCAUAAACAGGCACAGUCAAGUAUGAACAAUCUGGUUCGGCUCCUGUGGGGAGAAGAUAGUGCAGACCUUCAGCAGGCUGUACAAGAAGUGCCUCACAUUGUUAUGUUUCUCACAAUGAAACUGGACUCUGAAACAUCGAAGGAUGAGCAAGAAAUUCUUUAUCAGUACCCUAUAUCAGAAGCAUCCCAGAAACUGAAAAGUGUGAGAGGGAUAUUUCUUACACUAUCUGACAUACUGGAAAGUGUUACUGGUACCCAGAUUAUCAGUUCUUCCCUUUUCUUAUGCGAAAAACUGGUUCAAGUUGUUUACUGGAAAGAAUCUGACAAGUUGCUUGUAAUUGGCCUUCCUGAAGAAAAUGUGCCACUUUCUCAGCUGAGGAAUAUGCUUGAAGAUGUUGUCAACACCUUGAAAUUUAUGUACAGUUCUUUAGAAGAUGCUUUUUGCCAGGCGGAAAAUGUUUCUUGCCUGGAUCACUUUUUCAACCUGCUCUUCCAGCGUGUGCUUCAGCCUGCAAGACUCAGGUCAAAUGCCAACCCUAGCACCCAGCACUAUGAUACCUGCAGUGCCUUGUUCUUGGACAAUCUCCCAGGCUUGCGCUGGCUGACACUGCCUCAGGAAACCAAGAUGGAAAUUGACACAGCGCUGAGUGAUCUGGAAGCAGCUGACUUUGCAGAGCUGUCUGAAGAUUAUUAUGACAUGAGAAGAUUAUAUAUGAUUAUGGGCUCUUGUCUCUUCUACAAGGGUUACUUGAUUGGUAAUCACUUGCCAAAGGAAGAUCUUAUUGAUAUAGGUUUAUAUUGUCGGCACUAUUGUCUGUUACCCCUGGCAGCAGAACAGAAGAUUGGUCAGUUAGUGAUAUGGCGGGAAGUAUUUCCACAUCAUCAUAUCCAACCAUAUGAAGUUUCAAGUUUUACAGGAUACAGGGAACCUGAAGCAAGAUACUUUUUAUUGAUAGUUGGCUUGAGACACUUUAUGCUGUGUGUACUGCUUGAGGCAGGAGGCUGUGCAUCAAAAGUUGUCGGGAAUCCAGGACCAGACUGUAUCUAUGUAGAUCAGGCCAAAGCCACUAUACUUCAACUGGAAGGAAUAGAUGUCAGCAUAGAGGAAAGGCUAGAUUCUCCUUCCAUUCCACCUUUAUCUUGUGCUGACUGGUUCCUUCCUGCCACACACGACAAACUGGAGAGCUUGACCACCUCAACCAUCCUAAGUAAGCUACAAAAUACUUCCAAAUCAGUAACCACUCCUUCAAGCAAAAGGACCCUGUUUGGUGACUCUUCUGUAACAACACGUAAGCCGAGCCCUACGAGAACCAGUGGAGGACCUGACCACAGUAAUGAAGGUCCUGUGGAAGAUGAAAACAGUAAUCCACGGUCUGUAGUGGAUCAGGCCACUAGAAAAAAACAUACCCUACCAAAUCCAUUUCAUUUAGGAAACCUCAGCAAGACAGUUUCAGAGAAAGAUACAGAACUUCUUAAUGCUAUCAAGUUGACAUCUGGUCCUGAGAAUACCCUCUUCCACUAUCUAUCAUUGGAAACGAUGCAAGGAAUCUUUAUUACUCCAACUCACAAAGAAGUAGCACGGCUUGGUGGCUCCAUCCACCCUCAGUUAAUUGAGAAUUUCUAUCGUUGCUGUCUGUCAAUUCGUUCUGUUUUUCAGCAGUCCAUGAGGAAAGAAAACAAGAGAAAAACAGGCAUUGGGAUUUCAGAAUUUAGUCAGGUCGAUGAGACUCUAGGUCCAAUAACAGAACAUGGAGUGUUGUUUGAGUGUUCUCCUGAUAACUGGACCGAUCAGAAGAAACCACCACCAACACUGAAUUACUGGGUUGUGGGGAGACUCAUUGAACAUCCAAAACCUCAGGAGUGUUAUGUCUGUUUUCAUGACUCGGUCACAGAAGCUGCUGUUGAACUGGCCUUUAAACUGUCCUUCGGCUUAGCUACAUAGCUGAGCUUCCUGAACACUGAGCCAGCCUGCGGGGUGUGAUUAUAUCUUUAAAGUACUUCAAUAUAAAGAGGAAUUAAUUCAGUUAAGGUGCCCACCCAUGGGCUGUCUUUGAAAUGCAUUUUGAAAAGAAUAAAUCUACCUUGUAGUAUGACACAGGUAAAUCUUCAGUGAUGAUUCUAAUUUUCUUAUCAAUUGGAUCCUUCAGAAGAUUUCAGAGAAUCAAAGCUCUUUUUUAAAUUACUUAUCCUGAUCCUUAUUAUAUGAAAACAUCACAUCAUUUAUACAUUCACCACUGUUCAGUGUGUAGUAUGCAAUGUAAAGUGAUAAGCUGAUAUCCUCAAAGUACUCUCUGAAUAUCUGGAAACUGGUGAUGACAGGAAAAAAAAAAAAUUCCAGUUAAUUACAGUUUUCACCUCUAAGGGCAUGAAACAUAAUGAAUAUUUUCAAUAAUAUUGUGUUAAUCAAAACAGAAAGAAAUCUUUUAGCCAGUUCAUGGCUCUUAGCCACAUAAAACUAAUAGCUUAUCAUUUUUGCUUAUCAUUUUGUAGUUUUGUUGAUGUUUACUUGACUUCAUGAGUUUUAACUAUAAAUAGUACUUACAUUCGUUAAAAUGAAAUUUUGAAGGCACAAAAGAAGAUGGGGAGGGCAAGGGAGUGAUGGUUUUAACACAUAUGCAUGAACUCCAGCUUAUUUUGUAUUC